GUCAGGUGGUGAGAAAGAAAUAAAAAAAAGAAAAAAAGAAGAAGAAAAAAGAAUCGUCGCGAGACAAAAGAGCAGCGAAGGGAUACGACGCGGCGGUAAUGAGAUAAAAAUAAUGCCAGGCAGCCGAAAACGAAGGGGAGACAAUAGACUGUCGGGAUCCGCGCGUCGAGUCAACCGGUCUUUUGUCGUUUUUGUUUCACGGCGUCCACCAAGCCGUCACAAGGCGAGCCGAAAGGAAUUGAGAUCGCGGUGAAAAGUGUCACGUACGUGCAACGACCGCGGCGAAGAAGAAUCGUUUCUUUAACGACCGAUCGUCAAAGUCGACCCGUCGGAAGAAAGAGCAAUCGCGGCAGCGCUAACGGCGAGACAGCCGCCCUCCUAUUCCACCACCCAGCGGAUUCACGAUCACAAUCGUUCUGUAUUAUCAUUGGUUUCAAAAAAUGGUAUCAUCAAUAACAGUGGAAAAUGAAAAAGCUAACCCACAAAGAAAGCCUACCGCCGUGGGUAUUGGUCCAGGUAACUAUCGUUUAGUUGGUUGGGAUAUGGACACUACAGGCAAGAAAGUUAUAGACGAAAUAUGCCAAAUAGCUGGAUACACAUCUAGUUCUUCGUAUUCUCAGUAUGUGAUGCCGUAUAAAGAUCUUAACCCUCCAGCCAUGAAAAGACACAAUAUGAAAAUUGUAACUAUUGGAAAGUUCCGUGUCCUCAAAGACAAUAAAACUAAUAAGGCACUAAAAACAAAAAGUGAGGUGUCUGCGUUAACAGAUUUUUUAACGUGGCUCUCAUCUAUAAGAGGAGAUGCGGCAAAUGGUAUAAUAUUAGUUUAUCACGAACCACGUAAAGUGAUUCCUGCUAUGUUAAUCGAAUCUUUAAAAAAAUAUAACCUUCUGGAAAAAUUUAAACAAAUUGUAAAGGGAUUCGCAAAUGGAUUUAAUAUUGCUGAAACAAAAUGUGCAGGCACUGUACGUGCAUUUACCCUUAGAACAUUAUCUCAGAGUUUAUUUGACGAAGAAAAGCGAUUAGACAAUGCAAAAGACAGAGCAUGUCUGGCUUUACAAAUAGUACAACAUUUAAGUUCACUGGAGGUUAUAAAAGAAAAUGAAACAAAUGGUAGUGGUGAUAGCGAUAGUGCCAUGAAAAACACUGUUGAAUUUAUUAGAGAAUUUGUUCAAUCAGUAGAGAUAGAAGAACAAGAAUAUGCAGAAUUAAAAGUGAUAUUUGAACGUCAAAACAGUUUGAGACCAAUUUUUGUAUCUCUGUUCCGUGUGAAUCGUCGGGAACGACAACAUGCUAGUCCUUUACGUCGAUUACUCGCUGAAGCAGGAAUAGAAUAUGCGCAAUUAGAAGAAGCCUGGAAUAAUGGAAAGAAAGAAGGCUUGGAGAAAUUAAUCAAGGAAAAAUUAACUACAACUGACGAGAAGAAAAUUACAGAUUUAUUAGCUGUACUUGAAGAUCACUUCGACCCCGAUAAGAAAUCAAAGUUGAGAAUAUCAAGAGACAACAAGACUCAGAUAAAAAUCGAAAAGUCUAGCAACGAUGAUAAAGAAAAUAAUAAGUGUGACUCGGGUACCGAAAGUCCGGACACGACCAUGUCUAAUUCACCGCUUAAGAUUAAAUCCGAAUCUGAGAACAGUACGCUUAUCGCAGAAGAAUAAGAAUUAGGCAGCUCAAUUCUCUUUCUCAGUACCUUUUAACUAAUUAUAAGAAUAUUGUUAUCAGUAACUGAGUUUAUAACCAUUCCGUUCAUUCUUAUCAUUACGUUAUUCUAGUGUGAUAAAGUAUGAGUGUUAUUUGUUGCAGUAUUGUAUUUUUUAUUUUCGUCAUAACGAAGUAUAUAUUGUAUUCUUGAAAAAUACGAAACUUGACUUAAAUUAAA
Molecule: messenger RNA, 1876 nt
Organism: Frieseomelitta varia
Lineage: Eukaryota; Metazoa; Arthropoda; Insecta; Hymenoptera; Apidae
Gene: exu
Product: maternal protein exuperantia
Exons: 6
Coding region: 441-1655 (404 amino acids)
Biological process (GO): bicoid mRNA localization
Molecular function (GO): protein homodimerization activity; RNA binding
Source: RefSeq, a predicted model, not a curated record